Calidris pugnax (ruff) is the source of this 6262-nucleotide messenger RNA. It is a transcript of the gene TRARG1, whose product is annotated as tumor suppressor candidate 5. The coding region runs from base 79 to 624 and encodes 181 amino acids. The record is from RefSeq and is a predicted model, not a curated record. NCBI's taxonomy places the organism in Eukaryota, Metazoa, Chordata, Aves, Charadriiformes, Scolopacidae. Gene Ontology annotation, cellular component: membrane. The transcript has 3 exons.
ACGGCCUCCCGCGGGGCGGUGAGCCCCCAGCGCAGAGCGGCGGCGGCGGGGCGCUCUCGGAGCCCGCUCCGCCGGGCCAUGGCGAGCACCGGCGGUGGCGGCGCCGCCCCCGGGGGCUCGGGCUCAGGCUCGGGUUCGGGCACGGCGCUGCCCACCCGCUUCCAGGAGACCGAGAAGCUGCUGGCGCCGACCGAAGGCCGGGAGGAAAAGGGCCUCCGCGGCUCCAAAUCCUUCACGGCCGCGCUGCCCGGCGAGACGGAGCGCAACGGGCACGGGCUCGCCUACAAGUCGGUAUCGGUCGGGCACCUGGAGGCGGCCCCGCUCUCGCCGUCGCGGCUCAGCCUGGGCAGAGCCUCCUCCACCGCCACCAGCACGGCGGCACCGGAGCAGGGCCGCCCGCGGGACUACCUGGUGCUCGCCAUCUUCUCCUGCUUCUGCCCCGUCUGGCCCAUCAACGUCGUGGCCCUCGUCUUCUCCAUCAUGUCGAGGAACAGCGGGCAGCAAGGGGACACGGACGGAGCCCGGAGACUCGGCCGCAUGGCCAGGCUGCUCAGCAUCGUCUCCAUCGUCCUGGGGACCAUCAUCAUCGUGCUCUACAUUUCACUCAGCUUCAGAGUUUCCUAGAAGACAUUUCAGCAUGCAAAUACCUCGAAGAGGAGGAAGACAACUUUCCUUUUGGGGUUUUUACUUUCAGCCUUGCAACAAAAAAUUGUCACAGUGUAGGUGGGCAGCCCUAGACAGCCUGCUCUGGAGCGCCGUCUGAAGGAACGCAUGCUUCUACUUCACCGCCUCUUGGAAAUGAUUUUGUACAAGUGAUGGGAUAAAAAAGAUCGCAAGAAGGAAUGGGAAUGAACAUCGGACGCCAAGUGGAGAGGAGAAGGGGGAAAUCCACUACCUCAUUCCCCUCCAGCAAAACUCACGGAGCGGGGAGACGACUAAAGUACAAGAGGAGGAGAGAGUUUCAAGAACGAAGCUUAUUUUAAAAAGAAAAAUUUUAAGGCGAGAACAGGACAUUUUGAAGAAUCCUCCUAAGAAUUUUGGCACAAGUCACUGAAUUUUUGGGGGGUUGUUGGUUUUUAAAUCGUCGAAUUCUCUGUCUCUACAAAAAAAUAUAUUAAAAAAAAAAAAACCAAACAAAGCUCAAACUGCCAUCAGGAGCUGAGAGCUGUUUCCACGGAGGAGGAGGGAGAGCAGAGCUGCAGCGGGACCACGGCUCUGCCCCGAACAAAACGCAGCCGCAAAAGCUGGAGGAUGUGGUGGGUGCUUUUGUAUUUUUGAUGAAAAAAAAAAAAAAAAUAGAGACAAUGACCAUUUGCAUGCUUUUGGGAAUGUUCUCCAUGUCUGUUCCUAUGAGCUCUUUUAUCACUUGGGGCAGAUCUCAGAGCUGGCAGAGCAGGAUGUUGCUGCAUGAGAACGCCAGGCUCCUCCUCACCUGCAUCCCACGGUGGGGUUUUUAAUGGAAGGAAAAAAUAAUGCUUUCUCUGUGAAACCACACAUUUCUCUCUCUGUGUACCCAAAGUGAGGUUAAUACUCGUGGCGCUGAGAAAAGAGCCUGGUUAAUCUGUAGCAGCAGUACCAAGGCACGGAGAGACCCUUCUACCCACUUACACAUUUAUGUCGUGUCAUGUCCAUCACACAAAAAGCUUCAGCAUGAUCCAGCCCCCACCGCUGUCAGAGCUCGUCUCCCCGACCCUUUUGGGCUUCAGCUUAGGGUUUUUCAGGAGAUUUUCAGAGACACGGAGGAGUUUAAGCUCCCUGCUCCUCUCCCCGCUACCCCUCGUGCUCUUCUGCAUCUCUGAAAACCUCCCGCAUCCCCAGAGCUGGCUGGGGUCAGUUCCACAAGUAGUGUUAUUUUUUAAUGUUUUAUAUUUAACGUAACAAGAAAAUAGACUUUGCUCCUCCUGAUCUGCCUACACGUACCCCGCGUCUCGCCACGUCUUCCACGACACGCGGCUCCACGGCCGUUUCCCCGCAGGAUCCGACCCCUCCAGCCCCAUCACUUCUUCUCCCCCCUCACCCUGUCCUUGCCGCAGGUUGUUACUGGGGUUGGCCCUCUCUCUGGCCAACCAGACUAUGCAAAGUUUCGUCGCCUGUUAUUUUAUUCAGGCUUUGUAGAUGGCUUCUGGCCAUAUCCAUUGGCUCCGUAUUAGCUGAGCCUCUCUUCUUUUAUCAAAACUUUGCGGGCCAAGAGCUGCAUCCCCCGACCUUUCUGUUGCCUCCAGCUGACAGCCUGGCACCUAUGAACAUGGACUGCACUGAGAAACAGGGUGUUUCAGGGCACUUCUGCUCCCCACCAUCAAUCUCCUGGGAAAAAAAAAAAGCAACCCAAAUCUUAGACCAAAUCUAAUUCUUCCAAGGGCUUGUCUACAUGGAGAAUCUGUUUGACACCAUAAAAAACUUCUCAAGAAGGUCCCUGCUUGGCACUAACUUGUUCUUUGGGGCAUGUGAGUGGGCACGUGGGGUUAGCACAGGGUAGGGGUCCACUGUAAAUCCACCCUGUAGUUACUCUGUAGUAAACUAACAGGCAAAGCUGUGGGUAUUGCUGUGAAAAUUCUCUUGUCACCUGGUUAAUUGCUCCUCUUUAAAGUGUUUUCUUUUGCUAGGUGUUAUUUGAGUCCAGGAGGGAAGAAAGCCAAAUCACCUAGACAUGCUGUUAACAUUUUUCUCUACAUUAAAAGGGAUUCCAGGGUCUCAGAGCAAAAGCACAUCACUACAGCACUUUCUCGGGCUCCAUUCCCAUCCAUCACCCCUUUGCCAGCUCUUUAUUACAAAUUACUGGCUUCUGAAACGGACCAAAUUUGCAACCUUUCUUUUGCAAUUCAUUUUUUGUGAGCUUCAGCAAACUGGGGCCACUGAGAACUGCUGGGUUUGAGCUCCCACCCGCAGCCGCUGCCAAGGUGCCCCUUGGCACUGGACCUCUUCUUCCUGAGCUCAUCAGAAACCAUCCCCUGGAGAUUCAAAACCUGAGCUUCUGGUUGAUCAAAAUCCCAUCAAAUCUCCCAAAAGGUUCCUGUCUUUAACGCUUGAACCUGAAAGCUGCUUGCUGGGAAACACACAUUGGUGUUUUUUUCUGAGAUACGUAAGGGCAGUGCUGCCUGUCCGUGCAUCUUCUGUCCUUUGGUCUCUUGAGCAGCUGAAGUUCAGCUGAUGGUAAGAGCCCAGCAAGCUCCUCCUUGGGCAGGAAGAGCCCACAUUCAGGGAAAACUGCCGCAAUGAGUUAUAGUACUUGAAAGCGCCAAGUAUUUAUUAAGUAGAGAAUUUAAAUGCUCUUUUAUCAUUAUAUAAAGCCUUUCAUCUAAAGUGCUUUACCACAUUUAAAGGAUUAAGCCCUGCCACCCCCCCACAAGGUGAGUUAGCAUUACGCUGCUCUAAUUGCACGGGUGGCAAAGUUGCUCAGAGUCACGUGCCCUGCACAGCUCCAAAAAGAAACCCAUUUUUCUUUCUCCUCCUCAAUAGAACCCUGUAUGAAUACAGAUUUCCUUUGAGUCGGAUUUCUCCCAAGGCAAACACACGCUGCACUGCAAAACAGAGUGGGAUAUCUACAGUCGUAGGAACGAGGGGGCUUUAUGAGGCAGCUGCAACAGUCCUCGCCAGGAGAAGCCCCAGGUAGAGGCACCCGAGGCAAAAUGCAGAAGGGAGAUGAUUUCCCCCCAAAAACCCAUGGGUUCAUGCACCCAAAUGGGGUUUGUGCCUCCUGUCUUAGCCCCUAUCAUCAGGCUACUGAGGGAACCUCUUCUCAGCUCACUAUUAACUAUAAUUAAAAAACCCCAACAAAUAAGGCACUUAAAUUCCUUUAAUUUUUAAUCCGCUUCCUGAUUAGAUACAAUAGCACUGCUCUGCACUCUUGAAUACAGCUUUUUGCUUCUUAUCCUGCACUUAAAUCCAGGGCAAAGCCUCUACAGCUGCUCCUGACAAAAUAUUUUCUCUCCUGGUGACCUGGCUCUCUGGUGCUGGGGAAAUAAACUCCCCAGGGCUAUCUGGAAGUUCUCUUCUCCCCGCUCUCCUCCAGCUUCUCCCUUUGCAAGCCUGAUGUUUUGCAAAGGUUUUUGCCACUAGAUCCUUGCUCUCCACAUCACACACCUUUUUACCCCAGCUCGGCUGCCUGUUUGGCUCUCUCAGGUGCAUUAGCUGUAUUUGAGAAGGAAGAAGUUGCUGAACCCCCAAACCCUUGACACACACCUCACCUGCAACUGCGUUACAAGGAGCUAAAUCAUGGUAGAACUUCAUCCCAAGGCCACCAGCAGGCAGGACUCCUCCUUCGGUCUGUAUCUGGGGGAACAGCAGCUUCCCUUAUGAUUAGUUGCUGAUUUCACCUAAGCACAAGCACCUUGCUUUCCAAAACCAGUCACAGCUGUUCUUCCCUUAACUUUUGGUUUUAGCACACAGGAAGGCAAUCAAGAAACCAUGUCACAAAAAAACUUCCCCUUCUCCAUCUCCACAAACAAGCCCUGUUACAUCACAGCUCUUUGCCACCUGCUGCAGCCUCCCCUAAGCACAUCAGAAUCAAAUUUUCUGUGUUUGCAACUAAAAAAGUCAUGAAGUCCUCAGGAUUUGGCCAACUUUUGCCCCCUAGCGAGGCAGGCAAUAGGGGAGAGGCGAGAGAUCCAGGCGAUGCGGUGGCAACCCAGCCUUACCUGACAGCGGAGCUGAGCUGGUAGGAGGAUGGCUUGCUGAGGAGAUGGAGAAGGUGGGAAACAUCUCUAAAUGUAAGUUGAAGUAGGAGUUAACGAUCGACAAGUGUGAGGUCCUGGUGGGAUAUAAAUACAUGGUUUGCACUGCUCAGGAAGAGUCUCUGAGCAGAGCAUGUGGCUGAUGGCAUCUCUCUAGCAUUGGUGUCCCUGGGCUCUUCUCCUCAGGGCUUGGAGAAACAGUCAGACUCUGUGGGGUAGCACAGAAGAGCCCUUGCUGGGAACAGAAAUGCUGGAUCAAAGGUUUAAGCUGAGGGAUUGGUUUGCUGCUGCCGAGCAGAGCGAGCUUGGUUUCAUACCAGCUUCUCGUAGGAUGCGAUGACUGAUGGUCAGAAAAGGUCUGGCUCGGGUCAGCUGGUCACAGCAACACGCUGGCUGGUACCUGCAGAGGAGAUCAAAGGGAUUUGAGCACAAAAGGGAGUAAAGAAAGCAACAAAAGGUUUGAUUUCAAGGUUUGCUGUAAUAAUGAUGAGCUUUCCUUUGCUGCUCUGUAUUCCACUCUGUUCCAGCUCACCCCUAUCUCCCCAUCUUUGCAAGUUUGAUGUGCUUUCCCCUCAGCAAUUCUACCCCUAGAGCAAUGCACGGGUCUCACAGGCUUUCCCCUCCCACCCUCUGCCUUUGCUUUAACCCAGUACAGGUCUGGUUGGCAAGGAGAUGCCAUGGCUGGGCUUCUCUGAAAGGGGAUAUUGAAGGGUAGAGAACCUACUCCUCUCGGCCUGUGGACUCCAGCAGGUACCACCGCAGUAUUUGACCUUCCAAACACAGACUUCUCCACGUAGACAAGAGGAGCAGAUCCCACCUUUUAGAUAAAAUUAAAAUUCCCUUCCCAUUCUGUUUGAAUCCAGGGAGAGGCUGCAGAAAUGCACCCACCGGGCUGGUCCCAUGACUGACUUUAUUUCUUUUUUCCCUGAUCCCCCCCCCAACCUUGCCCUAUCACUUGGUUACUUACCGCAGAACCACAGCCAGGGCUGCGCAGUCAAACUGAAAUAAUUUCAGAGUUAAGGUCGAUUUUUCUUUCAGCCUGCAUCCUUUAAUUUUGGCAAAGACGGUUAGGUUUGGACUGAAGACGCCCAUGCUUGGGCACAAGCCAAGGGGGUGGUGGUGGUGAUGGGGGAAAGCAGCCUUUUCAAAAUGGGACUAUUUGUAAAGCAUUUGCUGACACCAGUAGGUAGCGGAAUUCAAACCUAAAAAUACCCACCCAAGACAAGAAACAUCAGAAAGGGACCAUGUGCAGGAUUCACCAAGGCAACCCUGACACCACUUGGGAGCAGGUGACCCUGGUAGAUGGUGCCCAGGAGCCCAUCCUUUGCGUGGAAGGGCAGGGUCUAUCCCCUCCCCACAACUGCCGUCACCACUGUCCAUGGACCGGCUCCUCCCGUUUCAAAGUUGAACUGGAAGAGCCGUGUUUCACACACAGCAUGACCACAUCAGGAACUGCAGCUGGGCGCUUCUCUUUGCUGAUAGAUGUUUCUUUUUUCUGCAGGAUGAUAUGGUAUAUCUUAUAUACUUUCUUUGUAUUUCUUGGCAUGAGAAAAAAAAAAAAUUAAAAUGUAACAUGCAUGGUCAAAGCUGAA